GUCCAAGUGAUCGGCUACAUCCAACUUGCUUGCAUGCAAUCCAUCCCUCUAAAACCUGCCUAAGCUUCACUGACAUCGCCAAAUAAUGCGGACGCAUUCCCAGGAAUAUUGAACACCAAAAUGACGUUGCAAAUGGACCGUCAAAGAUCAGUGAAAGGCAAGAAACGAGCAAGAGCUUCGUCCCCGAGCUCUUCUUCACUUUCUUCCAUACAUUCGGAAGCUCCUGUCAUCGCGCCUCCAUUGAAAAAACCUAAGAGAGCAGAGACAAGGCCCUGCCCGGCAUGUACAGAAUUGAUCCCUGUGCGUCUGCUUGCUGCUCAUGCGGCUCUUGAAUUGCAAAGGGUCGAAGACAUCAUUCGGCAUAUUGGUGAAUCAGAGGUCUUGGCAGAAGCUGAUGACUUAGAAGAAGGCCCGGGCAACCGCGCCCGACGCUCUGCACUGAAGGCUCGUAAAUCCCUUACGACCUCUAUCUCUUCCUCGUCCACGUCUCCUUCCGCCAUAGACAAGACUAUUCAAAUCAUUACGCGUCGACGAAAAGCACGACAUGUGCGGCUCAAAGAGCUUGCUAAAAAGCAUGAAGCAGAGUCCUGGAUUUCAGAAGUUGAGGGAGGGACGUCAUGUCCUGUGUGUGCACAGGUAGUCAGAGGCGACCGGGAUGUCAUUGAGGCACAUGUGGAUGCAUGUCUAACCCAUGAAAGUACUAGGUUGGAACGAGAACGGCUACAUGAUGAGGAAGAGGACCUCGAUAUAGGUGGUGGCGGAGGUAGCGUUAGGACAAGAGUGAUUAAUAGUGCAAGUCUACGAGGCACUGGUAUUCAUGUCCGAACAUCUAAUACACUGGACGUUGAGGAUGAAGUGGACAUAGAUGGCGAGGAUGAAGCAGUGUUCGGAGAAGCACAGUUUGGCGAGGCUGAUGUCCUGGCUUUGCCUUCAAGUGACAGGGAUUUGCACCCUGAGAAUGAAGAUGCCGACGUCGACAUAGACGGUCAACUAGGAACUGCCCAAGAACGACAGACGCUCAGACAUCUGAUAGUUGAGGGCAAGGUCUUGGUAAAGUGGACAGAUAGUAUAGAGAGCAAAGUUGUCCAACCGACCGAGAUGGACCAGCUCGACCUCGACAUCUUCACUGCGCGCUCGCGAAAUGACCCUAGCGCACUUAUUGUAGCUCUGGAGAACAAGCUCAAGACUCUGGAAUCUAAUGCCGGCUCAACAUCGUCGCCUAACUUGUGCCGUAUUUGUCUUUCACAGUAUAUCGAGCCAACAGUGUCCACAGGAUGUUGGCACACAUGUUGUCGUGAAUGUUGGCUUCGUUGUCUGGGAGCAACUAAGCUUUGCCCCAUGUGCCAACGAAUCACUAGCGCCGCUGAGCUGAGAAGGGUGUAUAUGUGAUGUUGCGUGUUCAAUCUUGCUUUCGAUACCUUAAAUAUAGCAUAUUGCAUUUGUAUUUUGCACGAUACACCAUCUUGUUAAUUCCUGCAAGUAAGCAUCGUGAUGAGCGUUCUAUUCUUCAGAACAGAGUCGCGCGCAAAAUAGUGCUCAUAUCUGGCCUAAUACCAUCGACAUGUGCCACAGAAUAAACCAGUUCAAGUUAAAAUGGUUACAAGCAGCGGAAAUUCAGGGCCCUCGCAUGGAGAGCCACCACGGAAUAUAAUCAUGGAA
Messenger RNA from Suillus clintonianus, 1659 nucleotides. RefSeq lists its product as uncharacterized. The record is from RefSeq and is a predicted model, not a curated record. NCBI's taxonomy places the organism in Eukaryota, Fungi, Basidiomycota, Agaricomycetes, Boletales, Suillaceae. Gene Ontology annotation, biological process: protein ubiquitination. The transcript has 6 exons. Gene Ontology annotation, molecular function: ubiquitin protein ligase activity. The coding region runs from base 121 to 1389 and encodes 422 amino acids.